AGGUGGAGGAGGACAGUUUGGAGAAAGAAUUGGGACGUCCAUUAGGCCAGACACCCAGCGAUCCUCGCCAGAGUCAAAAUGGACGGGAACUUCUUUGCGUUCACGCUUCUAGGCCUUGUGAUGUACACAGUUCCCACUACGCAUGCGCAGACAAACCUUCUGUUGGACACCGCGUGGCGAACAGCAACAGGGAAGAAGUUCCGGUCCGUGGAAGUGGGUCAAGCUGGAGUGUGGAUGGUGUCCGAGGCUGAUACAGCGCUGUAUUACCGCAAUGGUAGCUAUGGAAAGGAAGGGGCCACCGACUUCGAUGUUGUGACCAAAGUGGAAAAAAACAUCCAGCAGGUCUCAGUAGGCACCGACUCCGUCCUGGCGCUGCGAGGGGACGGCGUACCCGUACUUCGCAUGGGCAUCACCCUCUCACCCCGACAGGCACCAGCUGGCAGCCAAUUAAAGGUAUAACUUGCCAAGUACGUGACCAUGAGCAAUCGGGGUCACAUCUGGGUCAUUAAGGAGGACGGGUACCCCGUGUAUCGCCGUGGCGCCAACUUGCAGAAUCCAGGGGGCAGAUCAUGGGACAAAUUUGUAGGAGAGGACCGGGAAGAGGAAAGGAUUGUCUCAUCCAACUCACACCAAAAUAAAGUAAAGCGAUCAUACUGGGAUAGACGGAGACCAACCACAAAGCGGACUCAAUCACCAGGUUCAUACCGUGGUGGAUCAUCCACAAUGAUGUCAUCCACAAUGCAGACGACUGAUUCGACAACCUCAUAUCGGGCUGCAAGGACAACACCCAGAAGGCUGGUUCGAUCUUCACGUUCAUACCGUGGUCGAUCAUCCACAAACAUAUCAUCCACGAUGCAGACGACUGAUUCUACAAAUUCAUAUUCAUCUCUGGGAUGGACUCUACACACAAGCCAGAGUGAGAGUACGUACCCACUGUGGACAAGGUUUCCAACAACUGUCUCUCCAACCACACCAGAACGGACAUCAUCUACUACAUCAUCAUCUACAGAGACUACAAUCUUUCCUACCAAAACAUCUUUAUCACCACGACUCCAGAGGAAGACAACAGUCAUUCCAAGCCCAACUACGGGUCUGAAGUUCAAGCAGCUCAGCCUGGGUAGUUCUGGAUUGUGGGGUACCACCUGGGUGGGCGAGGUGUACUACAGGAAGGGAACGCUUGGCGACCCUGACACACCUGGCAACGGGUGGACCUUAGUCCACUCUAGUAUCCCUAUGGCGCAUGUUGCUUCCGGAGAAGGAAUCGUGUAUGCAGUGGACCAGUACAGCAACGUCUACUAUCGGUUUGGAAUCCUCCCGGACGUUCCCACAGGUUCGGAUUGGGUGCCGCUGCAAGGAAGUCUCUUGCAAGUCUCGGCUGGUGCCUUCAGUGUCUGGGGAAUACAUGCUGGCGACGAGAAGGUGGUAGCACGUCGAGCCGAAAACUGGAUGCAGCUAGAACGCAACGACUGGACCCGCAUCAGCCAGGUGCACAUGAAGCACGUGGCGUGUGGAGACGGUGGGAUGUGGGGGGUUAGAGACGACGCGAGGGCCGUGUACUACCGGGAGGCCACCCGUAAGACGAGGGGGCUCAGCAUGGGGUCGCGGGAUUGGGUGCAGGUGGAGCUGCCAGCGGGGGUGAGCGGGGCGAAGAUGUUGGACGUCGGUCAGAACGUGGUGUGGAUGCUGGACAACACUGGUCAGCUCUAUGUCAGGACCGGGAUAAGUGACAUCACGCCCAAAGGCACUUCGUGGCGUUCACUCCCUUCCCGUGUACCCUUCUCCUCAAUCUCGGUUUCCCAUGCUUCCACCGUGUGGGCCACUGACUACUUCCAGAGGUAUACCGGCGGAAGGGAGUUAGAACCUCCAAACCUCUUGGCACGUCCUGGGACCUCAUCCAAGGUGAAACUGUGAUUCAGGUCAGCGUGGGGCAGAGUGGUGUGUGGGGGGUGUCAGGAUUCAACAGAACUGCGCUCUACAGAGUCGGUACUUCUGAAUAUGGAAAAGUCACUGGCACCGAGUGGAGAGCUGUGAACACCCCGCUACCACUGCAGCAGAUCAGCGCUGGUGAAAGCAUGGUGUGGGCAGUAGCCAUGGACAAGAGUGCCUGGUUUAUCUACGGCAUCGACCAGAACAGACCACAGGGCAAAGAGUGGCGCCGCGUGCCGGACCGCCUGCUCCAAGUGGACGUCAUGGACGAGUACCCGACCGUGUGCGCUGUAGACAAGAACGCCGUGGUUUACAUCAGACCUCGCAAUGGCUUCUAACGGCCAGCACCUACACAAUUCCUCGAUACCCCCGCAGUAUAUAGCAUCAACAUGGACGCCAGCUGCCACUCAAAACAUUGUGUAUUUUCUGACGGUCAGCUGACAUAUACAAUCAUACCAAUCGAAACUGGUUUCUUUUAACAUUAAAGCUCAAGUGUUGUCUGCUGUCUGAAACCAGGUUGGCACAGAAAUGUGACUGAACGCAUCAACAUUACAGUCAUUAUACAAAGGCAUUAUACAUAUUUUAAAAGAACAUUGUAAGACAUUGUUUCCCCAUCAGCAAUUAUGGACACCAACAUAACCAAAUGCCUGCUAUGAAAUAAAAAAUCUUUUAAACCAUAACAUUUGAUAGAGAUUAAGGUUUCUUGCUUCACAAAGAACAACAGCACCCAAUGGCUGCAAAUUUAUUUAUCUCAACUUUGAAGGUAUUGGUACAUGUUUUUAAUAUCAAACACCGUGUAUAUGCUGGAGUCUUUAAUCCUUGUGUUGAUAUCACAGGUGACCCUGUUUCUAAAGCUAACCUCAUUAUCUGCCCAAGAAUUUAUCACACCUGGCACUCUAAGAUUAUUUACAAAUGGCUCCUAAUAAAACUGGGAAAAAUGUAUAAUUAACAAAA
Pomacea canaliculata is the source of this 2880-nucleotide messenger RNA. RefSeq lists its product as uncharacterized. The coding region runs from base 478 to 1911 and encodes 477 amino acids. The record is from RefSeq and is a predicted model, not a curated record. The transcript is spliced from 9 exons. NCBI's taxonomy places the organism in Eukaryota, Metazoa, Mollusca, Gastropoda, Architaenioglossa, Ampullariidae.